This is a messenger RNA of Alternaria rosae, 1254 nucleotides long. RefSeq lists its product as uncharacterized. Lineage: Eukaryota; Fungi; Ascomycota; Dothideomycetes; Pleosporales; Pleosporaceae. The record is from RefSeq and is a predicted model, not a curated record. The transcript is spliced from 2 exons. The coding region runs from base 363 to 893 and encodes 176 amino acids.
CAGCCUUUUGCCGGAUUCAUCUAGUGACGUUCUCUCGCGACUUCCUCUUCGUUGUUUGAACACGUGCGAUACCCCAACCUCCCACUACUCGCGGCAAUCACUCCACCGCCAUUGACUUUACGGUGCCGAUACCUUCCACAACCCUUUGUUGAUCGCCGAGCGCACUUUCUCGCCGGAUGCAAUGGCUGUGCUCAGCUGCGAGUUAUAUGACACCCGCGUUAUUUCUUUCUCUCGUACAUCCUCCCGUCAAUCGACCCGCGCGAAACCCCGGAGAACUUCAAUUGGCACUGCUGCAUUCAUCGAUUUUGAUCUCUUUUGGGAAUCACACAUAAUAUAUACGCAUCUUUUGCAUCAAAUUCACCAUGUCGAACGUACCCAAAAUGUCGACUUCUAACACAGACGUCGAUGCCGCCUUGCCGCAUGCCUCACUGCUCGCAUACUUCCCUGAUUCUGCAGCUGUUUCUAAGGCGACAGAUACCGGUAUCUCAUCGAAUGAGAACAGUCAUGGUACCUACACGCAUAAAUUGCUUCAUGCUCACACCGACGACGACGACGACGACGACGACGACGACGAAGAGUCAAAACUAGGCUUCUGGGGCGAGGUGGAUGGAGCUAAGAGCUCGUCCGGAUCAUACUCAUUCUGCGAAGGCAGAUCAGCUUGGAGAGGAGCGGCCGCUUUCUGCUGUCUUUGGUGUGCGUUCUCGGUCAUUAUCCCCGGCGCUUUUGGCCUCUAUUUCGCUGUCGACCUUGCAUUCAGCCACUAUGGACUGGGGACUGGGAUGGCGGAGUGGGUCAUGUACAGACAACAGCUCCCACCAAGCAACAUCCGUUGGAUAGAGUUCUGCCUUGAGACUCCGAACCGUGAGGCACCUGGCCCGCAGGCCUGGCACUAGCUGAAAGCAGGCACCGGCGACCGUUUCACUACCGAUACCAUUGACUUCAUUCUCAAUCCAAAGGAAGCAUGGAAGAUUCAACCAGAUGCGAUUCUGCUCCUGAGGGACGAUGCGUCAUACAUGGAUUAGCAUGAACAGAUUGGUGCACCCGUUAUCUCCCGAGAACAACCACAAGCUCCUAAUUUGGGUGACCAUAUUGCGGAAGAUGGUCACCUAGUCCGAGAAGUUUGAGAGGUCAAAUGUGGAAGCUAUCGCAGGCAACUGGUAAUUGACACUGGCAUUUAUUUUCCAGUAUACGUUAUUUCGCACAUUGUUUGUCUGGCAUCUUGCAAUAAAUCUCAUGCAUUUGUUCUUUCUAGCU